Messenger RNA from Prorocentrum cordatum, 822 nucleotides. Lineage: Eukaryota; Dinophyceae; Prorocentrales; Prorocentraceae. The record is from the annotation of a GenBank genome assembly.
AUGUUCCCCGCCCGCAAUUUCCGCGAGCAGGACACCGUGAUAUCCAUCCCCUCCCGCUUUGAGCCGAGCGACCGCUCGCGCGCGUUCGGCGGGCGGCCCACACUCGCCUUCUUCGGCGGCUCGCCGAACUCCUGCGCGCGCAGGAGGGUCCUGGAGCUCUACUCGCGGGCCGCCGGCUUCGACGUCUCGUCCAAUGGGCGGAGCCUCGCGGCAAGGGAAGGGGAAUGGGGCGAGGGGGGUUGGCUCGGUGGGUCGACUCCCGGGGCCCCGCCGGCGCUGUUCCUGCCCACGGCCGCCAUCCCCCGCCUGGGGCACAUCUUGCGCCACGAGGUGGACGAGGCAGCCAGGUGGCGCCUGUUUCAGAACCUCGCGCUGGGCAGCAGCGAGGCCGACGGUGCCCGGGCGAGGCAGCUCGUGGCGCAGGCCGAGCGCAGGCUGGACCUCGACACGCUGUGGGGCGGGCUGUCCGCAGCCAGCGUCUUCAACUGGGCGAGGUCGGACUUCUGGAUCCUGUUCCUCGCCGACGUGGCCGAGAAGCUGGGCGGGCGCGUCGACCGCGCGGGUCCACGCGAGCUGCGCGGCCCCGCCGCCCCAGGGGGGGGGGCUGCCGCCGGGGCCGAGGGCGGGUUCCGAUGGCACCGGGAGGCGUGGUGGGCGGCGGAGCGCCGCGGCGAGGACUGGCGCCGCGCGAGAGGCGGUGGGUCGGCGCUCGAGGUGGGCGACCCUCUGGGGAGGCAGCGGGAGCCCUCCCGGCUUCCGAGAGGCCCUCUCUCAGAAGGCUCAGUCUCUCGAUGGGCCUGCUUCCCACCGCCAUCAUCAUAA